UCUUGUGCUUGUUUGGUCGGAGACUCGGAGCAAUUGCAUUUCAUAACCUUGUUCUCUCUCCUCUCUCAAGAAUCAAAACACCGCGAGACUUCCCCGAGAAAAUUUUGCCGAACAGCAUGGAGUCAUGUCCAUCUGUAAAAAACAUCCUACUUCUGGAUUCUGAAGGAAAACGAAUUGCAGUCCAGUAUUACUCAGAUGAUUGGUCGACAAACAAUGCAAAGGAAGCUUUUGAGAAAGCUGUAUUCACAAAGACUCAAAAGACAAAUGCCCGGACUGAAGCGGAGAUCACCAUGUUUGAGAAUAAUGUUGUUGUUUACAAAUUUGUACAAGACCUUCACUUUUUUGUCACUGGGGGUGAUAAUGAAAAUGAACUCAUCUUAGCAACAGUUCUUCAGGGAUUUUUUGAUGCUGUUGGCCUCCUACUAAGAGGCACUGUGGAGAAGAAAGAGGCGCUUGAGAACUUGGAUCUAAUUCUAUUAUGCCUUGAUGAAAUUGUUGAUGGCGGUAUUAUUCUUGAAACUGAUGCAAACGUUAUUGCGGGAAAGGUUGCAACUCAUAGUAUCGAUUCUGCAGCUCCUUUGUCUGAGCAGACAAUAACUCAAGCAUUGGCCACUGCUCGAGAACAUCUAACCAGAUCCCUUCUUAAAUGAUGCUUGCACCAGAGAAGCAAAAAGCCCAAAAAGGAUGUCUUUUUACUGUAUUUUGUUUUGUGCUAAUACUGGAUGUGCGGAUUGAAUAUGUAUCAGUUUUGCUUGAUACUGCUUUCAAGUUUCGACAAAGAAGGGGUUGAUGCCAAUAUUAGGUCCUUCAGGAUCUGUAAGCUAUGAUUGAUCACAAAGUUUAAUGGUGAAGUUUUAUCCAGUCAUCGACUAAGGACUUAAAUGUU
This is a messenger RNA of Tripterygium wilfordii, 886 nucleotides long. RefSeq names its product coatomer subunit zeta-2-like. The record is from RefSeq and is a predicted model, not a curated record. Gene Ontology annotation, biological process: intra-Golgi vesicle-mediated transport; retrograde vesicle-mediated transport, Golgi to endoplasmic reticulum; intracellular protein transport. Lineage: Eukaryota; Viridiplantae; Streptophyta; Magnoliopsida; Celastrales; Celastraceae. Gene Ontology annotation, cellular component: COPI vesicle coat. The transcript has 6 exons. Bases 117 to 650 code for a protein of 177 amino acids.